GUGAGUUAAAGAUUUGUAUAGUGAAUUGAAGGUUUAUAUAUUUAAAAUGUAUUUCAGUAAAGAUGUAAAAAUCUGAGUUUAAGAAUUCUGAAGUGUAUUUCUAAUUAUACGGUAGCAUGUUUUGUAUACUGUACCAACGUUUUACUUAGUCUUCAUUUUUCAGACGUUGCUGGAAGGCUGACGAUUAUUACCUUGAUUUACGAAACAAUAAAAUCUUUCUGCUAAGCAAAAUAAAAUAGUUUCUGCAAAUGAGCUUAUACAGACAACAAUGCAUGCGAAAAUGGUAUGGAUGUUUAAAUCAGAAAAUUCUAGUUUCGCCAGAAUUUCUGGAGAGAUAAAUAGGCUUUUUGGUUGAUGAUCUUCUCAAGAAGGAAAGAAGCAGAGAGCAAAAUGUACCUAUCAUAUGAGAGGAGGUACAGGAGUCUGAAGGAACCUAAAACACGUUUUAGGAACAGUUUUCUAUCUCCCCCCGCCCCGCCCAGAUUUAUGAACAAUUCCUGCACCCAGGAAACUAACUCAUUCUGCAGUAUUAAUCUAAUUUGUAAUUUCAGCGAUUGUUAUGUCUUUGCAUUGCCGCAAAACAACAAAUUUCACAUAUUUUAGUUGUAAUAAUCCUGAUUCGAUUCAGUUGGAAUAUUCUGUGACAAGGAAGGUAGAGACCUGUGGAGAGAGAAAUUAAUUUAAAAAAAAUCAACUAGAAAAGUAUUUUUCCCACCGCACAAUGGUGCCGGCUGGCUUGAAUCUGUUUCUAUUUCAGACUCCUUUCACAAAAUCUCCUUUCACAAACAGUAAAGAUGGUAAGGUGGAAACUUUUGUUCCAUCACGGGGGGGUUUUGAAGUGGGUGCACAACAUGUGUUCCGUCCAGUUGAACCGUCCCCCUCCGUUUCUUGGCAACCAUGGCGGCGGCAGACACCCUGAACUUCAACAUUGGGGUCCUCGGACACAUUGACAGCGGCAAGACCGCACUGGCUCGGGCGCUGAGCACCACGGCGUCCACGGCGGCCUUCGACAAGAACCCGCAGAGCAGGGAGCGCGGCAUCACGCUGGACCUGGGCUUCUCCAGCUUCUGCCUGGCCGCGCCGCCGCAUCUCGGGCAGCCGCAGUACUCCAAACUGCAGGUCACGCUGGUGGACUGCCCGGGCCAUGCCUCGCUGAUCAGGACCAUCAUUGGAGGUUCACAAAUUAUUGACCUGAUGAUGUUAGUCAUUGAUGUGACAAAGGGGAUGCAGACGCAGUCAGCAGAGUGCCUUGUCAUCGGUGAAAUUAUGUGUCCACGGAUGGUGGUGGUCCUGAACAAGAUUGACCUCCUUCCAGAGGCAAAGAAACAGGUGUUGAUAGACAAAAUGACCAAGAAAAUGCAGAAGACACUGGAGAAUACAAGGUUUAAAGGGUGUCCCAUCAUUCCUGUUGCUGCCAAGCCUGGAGGACCAGACGCUCCAGAGACAGAGACUCCACAAGGCAUUUCAGAGCUCAUUGAGCUCCUGAUAUCGCAGACGUACAUGCCAAAACGUGAUCCCUCUGGCUCUUUCCUCAUGGCGGCUGACCACUGUUUCUCGAUCAAAGGUCAGGGCACCGUGAUGACAGGGACCAUCCUUUCUGGGUCUGUCAGUGUCAACGACAGCGUGGAGAUCCCCGCCCUCAAGAUCAUCCGUAAGGUCAAGUCCAUACAGAUGUUCCGUAAGCCGGUGAACAUCGCCAUUCAAGGUGACCGGGUGGGGAUCUGCGUCACCCAAUUUGACCCCAAGCAGCUUGAGCGCGGUCUGAUCUGUUCCCCUGAGUCCCUGUGUACCCUCUACGCUGCUGUUGUUUCUGUGAAGAAGAUCCCAUAUUUCAAAGGACCAGUCCACACCAAGGCCAAGUUCCACAUCACUGUUGGCCAUGAAACUGUCAUGAGCAGGGUAAUGUUCUUCAGCCGGGCUCCAGAGGAUUUUGAUGCUGAGCCUGUGAUGGAUAGUUUUGACUUUGACAAGGAGUACCUUUAUCAGGAAGAAUACUUGUCGCCAGGCAAAGACGACAGUAUCGAUGGCCAAACUGAGGGAGCCCAGGCCCCCAGACAGCAGUGGGCCCUGCUCGAGUUUGAGAAGCCUGUCGUAUGUCCCAAGCUGUGCUUGGUGAUAGGCUCCAAGCUCGACAUUGACAUCCAUACCAAUACCUGCAGGCUCGCAUUUCAUGGGGUCUUGCUGGAAGGCUUUGAGGAGAAAAACUAUGCUGAAGUGUCUCUACCUAAGCUGAAGGUUUUCAAGUCAAAGUGUAAAGAAGGACAAGUGGAAAGGGUCUCAGAUGAUUACAGUGUCAUUGGCCGUUCUCUGUUCAAGAAGGAGACCAACAUUCAGCUGUUUGUCGGAAUGAAGGUCAAACUGUCAACGGGUGAAGUUGGAGUGAUCGACGGGGGCUUCGGCCAGAGCGGCAAAUUCAAAAUCCGAGUUCCAGAUGGGUUAAGCCCAGAGGCCAAGCUGCACCUUGCACUGACCAGCAAGAAAAAAGCCAAGGGUGCACGGGGCGACUCAGCCAAGGCAGAGGAAGAGAAAAGCGAUGCACAGCCCAUAACCAUCACCUUAGCCUUUAAGAGAUACCUAUUCGACCCGCAGAAAAAGAUGAUUCAGUCUUAAAAGUAUUUCUUUUCGAAGGAGGAUUAUUGAAAGGUGGGAUUAGAUUUAAAACCUCCUUUAAAGUUUCCUUGCCUUAAAGUUCGAUUCUGGGGUGCGUUUAACCAUUUUUGAAGGAAUAAAAUUAAAAUUAAUCCCUUUUGAUUGCUGAAAGAUCUGUUUAAAAAACACUUAUUAUUUUUUCUGAUGGGUUGGUUUUUACUUCCAGCUGAGUACGCAGUUCACAGACAUUGUCCACUGACUGUUCUGACUGGUGAUUGAAUGUACUACCUCAGCUACACCAGCUUUGGCAAGGGAAUGCGAACAUAAUCUCUGGAAUGCUCCAAACACCACUGCUUGGGGAGGGCUUGCAAAGUGUAGAUGGGUCAUAUCCAUACGCAGCAGGGACUGUGGACCGGCACGGUAGUGUAGUGGUCAGAAUAAUGGUAUUACAAGAGUUCAAUUCCCGCCACUGUCUGUAAGGAGUUUGUACAUUCUGGCCGUGACCUGGGGGUUUCCUUCGGGUGCCCCACUUUCCUCCCACAUUCCAAAGACGUAUAGGUUAGUGGCUUAAUUGGUCACAGGGUGUAAAUGGGCCAGUCGGGUUGUUUAGAGCCUGUUAUAGUGCUAAUACUAAUAAUAUAAAAUAUAAAUUGUCCAAUGUGCCAGCAAGUCUCCAGUGAGAGUGGAACAGGAGUUAACACCAGCAAAAGAAGAAAGUUAAAGCAAAUGGUUAAGCAAGGGGGAAAGGGGAGAGGGGGAGGGCAAAAGCCAGAAAAAAUGAAAUGCAAAUGGGUUGGGAGGGUUGCUCUCAGGCUGAGAACUGAAACAAGAUUCAAAUUCAGCUCUGUUUAUCAGAUAUACAUCGAAACUUGCAGUGAAAUGUGUCGUUUGUGUUAGCAACCAACACACCCACAUUCCGGCACCACCACAGCAUGCCCAGCACAACACAACAAAACAGAAUAUACCAAGCCAGAAAGCAACAACAGCAAAAUAAGCCCUGUUCCUCCGUCCCAGCCACCCACCCGUACACACACACACACACACACACACACACACACACACACACACACACACACACUCACACACACACACUCACACACACACACACACUCACACACUCACACACU
Hypanus sabinus (Atlantic stingray) is the source of this 3716-nucleotide messenger RNA. It is a transcript of the gene eefsec, whose product is annotated as eukaryotic elongation factor, selenocysteine-tRNA-specific. NCBI's taxonomy places the organism in Eukaryota, Metazoa, Chordata, Chondrichthyes, Myliobatiformes, Dasyatidae. The transcript is spliced from 7 exons. Gene Ontology annotation, molecular function: translation elongation factor activity; GTPase activity; GTP binding. The coding region runs from base 898 to 2610 and encodes 570 amino acids. Gene Ontology annotation, biological process: selenocysteine incorporation. The record is from RefSeq and is a predicted model, not a curated record.